GUCACGAAUAAAAAAGGUAUCCCUGAAAGAGAGAGAAGCAUUUGCAAGCAAAGGAAGAAGGUGUAGUAGUGAGCAGGUCAAAUUCCGAAAACAGGGUUCACCAAUUUUCAUUCUCAGAGACACACAAUUUUCCUUCAAUCUUCAACUUCAACGCAAGAUCUGACACCAUAAAGAAUGACCAUGGAUGUUAAUCAGUUGCAAGCCAAGCUGUGCGAACACCAAUCCGCCAUGUUUCAUCAGGGGUUUUUGGACGAUCAAUUUAGCCAGCUUCAGAAACUGCAGGAUGAGAGUACUCCAGAUUUUGUGCUUGAGGUUGUCACCAUGUUCUUUGAUGAUUCUGAGAGUAUCCUAAAAAAUAUGGCACGUUGUCUGGAACAAGUUCCAGCUGAUUUCAAACAAAUAGAUGCUUAUGCCCAUCAGUAUAAGGGAAGCAGUGCCAGUGUUGGUGCUGCCAGAGUUAAAAAUGUUUGCGCUACUUUCAGGCCUUUCUGUGAGACUAAAAACCUGGACGGGUGUAUGAGAUGUCUGCAACAAUUACAACAGGAAUAUUCUCUACUGAAAAACGGUCUUCAGUAUUUAUUCAGGAAAGAUAUUAAAGCUGGUGGAGGUUCUUUCUCAUAAUGCAGAGAUAUAUUGAAGUGAAGUCUUUCAUGGAGUAAUUGAGUUUUUUUUUUUUUUUUCAUUUUCUGGACUAUUAGUUCGCAAUUACGUCGAAAGUUUGAACCAUGGGACAGUGGUGAUAUGAAUAACAUUUCUUGCCUAGUUUGUCUCAUAUAUACACUAUAAGAUUCUUUUCUAAUCAUGUUAGAUAAAUUUUAGUUGCCAUGGUUAAA
Messenger RNA from Vigna unguiculata (cowpea), 833 nucleotides. Its product is annotated as histidine-containing phosphotransfer protein 1-like. Gene Ontology annotation, cellular component: cytoplasm; nucleus. Gene Ontology annotation, biological process: phosphorelay signal transduction system; phosphorylation; cytokinin-activated signaling pathway. Lineage: Eukaryota; Viridiplantae; Streptophyta; Magnoliopsida; Fabales; Fabaceae. Gene Ontology annotation, molecular function: histidine phosphotransfer kinase activity; protein histidine kinase binding. The record is from RefSeq and is a predicted model, not a curated record.